UUGGCAUUUGUCUACCUCACGACAACGACAUACAGCUUGGUCGUAUUGUAUGCAAUCACGAGAAACUUCGCUAGCUAGCUAGCUAUUAGAUACAUAGCCUACUACAACAAUCUACCAAAUGUGCUAAUGGUAGGGUUAUGCUAAAUCGGCUCGUGCUUAGAACUUCUUCACAGAGAGAACGUGCGGAAGAAAAGUUACCAUAUGGACUUUUGAAGAAAAGUAGCCGAAAAGUGCAUGUCCAGCAGAGGCGUGGGGUCUCUAGAUUCUAUGGUUUUUGUAUUUGCUUAGCCAUCUCAGAAAUGUCUGGUCGACGCAAGAAGUGUACCUGUUGGAAAAAUCUUAUUUCAUUGCAUUGAGUGCAAUGAAUGUAGCGACCUGGGACAUCUACCAAGAGGUGGUGCAAGAAUAAUAUAAUCAUGGCAGACCUCAGGAUUUACAACGUUGUCAUUCUGGGACUAGGAUUUCUGUUCAUUUUCACUGCCUUCACCACCUGUGGAAACAUUGAACAAACCAUAGUUAAAAGCCUGGACAAUGAUACCUUCACUGGAAGUGGUUAUCACAGCCUUGGAAUCAUCUAUGGAAUGUUUUCCUUUUCAAAUUUGUUAGCUCCAACUGUUGUUGCAAUAAUUGGACCACAGUUUACAAUGUUUUUCAGUGGAAUUCUUUACAGUGGUUACGUAGCUGUAUUCAUCACCCCAUCAACAUGGUCCUUUUACUUCACCUCAGUAGUAAUCGGCAUUGGAGCAGCCAUGCUUUGGACAGCUCAAGGACACUUCCUUGUGGAGAACUCUGAUGCUUCCACCAUCAAUAGGAACACAGGGAUGUUUUGGGCCCUUUUACAGUGCAGCAUGUUAUUUGGCAAUCUUUACAUUUAUUUCGAUUGGAAUGGAAGUACAGAAAUCUCAGAUAGGAGCAGAAAUACUAUCUUUAUAGGUCUGCUGGUCACCUCAGUGCUGGGAACACUCAGCUUCCUGGCUCUGAGAAAGACUAUUCCACCAGAGGAGGAGAUGCUCAACGAGGAGGAGGGCCAGCCUUUGCUCUCAACUCACAUGAUGUAUAAGCAAAGAGCCAACUCUGCAGUACAAGAUGCAAAGUCAGAAUUCAAGACAAUCCUGCAACUGCUCAAAACCAAAACCAUAUUGCUCCUGAGCUGUUGCAUGGCAUACAGUGGUCUGGAGCUGGCUUUCUAUAGUGGUGUGUAUGGGACAUGUAUCGGGGCAACAACAGAGUUUGGAGCGGCAGCUAAAGGCUUGAUUGGGAUCUCUGGAAUCGUGGUGGGGAUUGGAGAGAUAGUUGGUGGAGGCAUCUUUGGACUAGUAUGUAAGAACAACCGCUUCAGACGGACAUCUGUGGUCUUCCUGGGGAUGGUCGUCCAUUUUAUCGCCUUCUACUUGAUCUACCUCAACAUCCCAGAUGAUGCCCCUGUGGUUUUAAAAACUAGCACACUGAACAAGCCAUAUCUGACACCAAGUAUCUCCAUCGCACUGCUGUGUAGUUUCCUGCUUGGACUCGGUGACAGCUGUUUCAACACUCAACUGUACAGCAUCUUGGGGCGUGUUUAUGCUGAGCAAAGCGCGCCUGCUUUUGCCAUCUUCAAAUUCAUCCAGUCCAUUUUUGCAGCAGUGGCCUUUUUCUACAGUGGCUACCUGCUGUUGACAUGGCAACUGCUCCUUAUGGUCAUCCUGGGCUUCAUUGGAACACUCUGCUUCUUCAUGGUGGAAAGAAUAAAGAACUUCUCUGUAGACCUACAACAAGAGUAUUAGGACCCGUCGUGUGUUAGACUUACAUUUCUAGGUUUUUUAACAGGAAAGCUACUUUGCACCUUCACUGUCUUAGCUUUAACUUAUCUUGCACAACACACUAAUAAUAUUAUGAAUAAAUAAUAUGCCAUUUAGCAGACACUUUUAUACAAAGCGACUUACAGUCAUGCGUGCAUACAUUUUUUAUGUACUUUUUUAACUACAGAGAGGUUCCUAUAGGAUUGUGUAUGUGUAAUAUAAGUUGUAACCACUCACCUGAUGUAUUAGCUGUCUUUAUGAUUGCUCUCAGGGUUGUUAUUUAAGUCUCAUUGUUGCAUAUUCUGUGGUAGUGUGAUUAUACGUCAUACAUUUCGUAACUUGAUUAAAUUGUUUUUAGAUGUUUAUUAGAAUGUAAGAUCCAUACGAAACAGAAGACAUGUAAAUAUUGAGGCUUAUUGAAUGAUUUUACAGUUUGAGAAAAUAUGUAAUAAGUGACAAAAACAUGCUAGCUAUGUAUGGAAAAUGCUGUGUUGAAAUGUGUAUAGAUAGACUAGGUUUGAACAAUUUUGUCUAUGACAAUUCUCAACAUCCACCAUGCCAAAGCUUGCGAGAGCUAUCCAGUGAUGUUUUGGAAAGAAUUUAGCCUUGUAAUAAUACAAUUACUGUACAACUUAUUGUCAGUGAGCAUGUAGAUGUAGUAGUAGAGUAGUUUAAAAACACAUCCAUAUGCAUGAACAUUUAUGGCAUCCUUUUACUUACAUUUGACAUGUUUUCAGUCCUACAUACUAAGUGCCUGCUAAUGUUUUGGUGGUUUGUAUCUGUUAUAAAGCGAUGUCUACUAUUGUAAA
Messenger RNA from Coregonus clupeaformis (lake whitefish), 2587 nucleotides. RefSeq names its product UNC93-like protein MFSD11. The transcript is spliced from 13 exons. The record is from RefSeq and is a predicted model, not a curated record. Lineage: Eukaryota; Metazoa; Chordata; Actinopteri; Salmoniformes; Salmonidae. The coding region runs from base 417 to 1763 and encodes 448 amino acids.